CUUGAAUUUACAAUGCUUCAACCUUGAACUUUGCUGAAAAUUUAAGCGAAAGAUUUUAUUACCUGUAACCAACGACAAAUAAACAACAGCUUUUGUCUAAUAGUAGACCUACUAUAGGCUAAUUAUUAAAGAAUGGAUGGUAUUGAAGAGAUAGAAGGCUGGUUACUGGAUUAUGCAUGUUAUCAUAGAGAGUUUGAAGUGUUAAAAGCAAUUUCAAAGAGGCAUCCAGGAUGUGUGGACUUUCAUGAGAAUUUAGGCUUACCUACAAUAAGAUAUGCUUCUAUCAUCAUACAUCAUAUUGUAGAUAAGAGUAUGUUUGGAUCCUUUUCUAUUGCCUGUAAACUAGCUGAUGAUGUUUAUGGAUCUAUGAAAGAAAAUCUACCAUUUGAUACAUAUGCCAAACUGUCCUGUGGUCUUAAAAUAAAGAGUUUGUUUCAUUAUUUAACGAAGAGACCUACAACCCAUACUCUAGCUAAAUUAAACGAAUAUUUUCCUAGAACGGGAUUGAAGAAUACUACAGCUACAAGUAAAGAAUUAAAGAAACUGAAUAAACUAACUUCUAACUUCCGUAAAUUCUUCUUACCAUUAUUAGCCAAUGAGAAUCAAAGAAAAGAUUUUAUAAGGAAUGAGUAUCCCGAGGAAUAUGGAGCAAAGUAUAUAGAAUCGUUAAAAAAAAUAGCAUAUAGAUUUAUAAAUCUCACAGAAAAACAGAUGCCACCGCCAGUUAUACAAAAGAUUUUAGAUAUAGGUGCUUCUAACAUGCCAAGUUCAUCACCACCAGUAUUGGCCUAUGAAAUAUUGCUGGAGUAUUGCAUGGAUAAAACAACAUUAAGUUGCCAAGAUUUAUUGGAUAUAUUAACAUCUAUAUCACCAUUAAAUACACAAGACAAAGUAUUAACAGAGCACAACUUUGAUAUAUCAAGUUCAGCUGAAUAUUAUAAAUUUGAUAAAAAUUCUGAUGGUCCUGGUAUUGUAUCACCUGAAUCUCCUAGUUCUGGUGCCAGAUCAACACAACCACCCACAGCUUCAGAUAUAGAGAAGCUAUCAAAUAAUCUAAAUCAACCAGAAUACACACGAUUACGAAACCAUGAUCAAGUAACAAACCAUUCUAAAGAUGAUAAUAACAUUUCUGUGAUACGUGAUCAUGCUAUCAUCAACAGGAGUCCGGAUUUUAUUACAAGUAUACAAACUGAAUCUCAACAACGUAAAAAUAAAAUAUUUCCAUUGUCAUUAAAACUUACUCAACCAUCUAAAAUAUUCCUGUCUCUACGGAAAAAUGGUAAAAAAAAUCAUAGGAAACUGAAUCGAAAGAUAUACAGAGGUUUAAAACGAAAGAAGAUGGCCUCCAGAAGACAAGUGUAUCCUAGAUCUAAAAAAAUGAGAUGUUCUUCACAACAUAGAAAAUCCAACACAUUAAGAGUAAGGAUAGUGAGAACAAAUGGUAAAAUGGACAAUGGGUGUCACCUUGACAUAUACAGCAGUUCUAGCAGUGAGGAUAAUGACAUAAUAGAUAGAUCAAAUACACAUUCAUCCCAAGUCGGUUUAAAUUUGUCACAUUCAAGUGGUAAUGUAACAAGUUUAGACUUGGAUGGCAUUAGUUCUACAAAAAGUAACAACAUAAAAUCUCUUAUGAACAGACUUGUUAAAACUUAUUGUACCAGUUCAAGCCAGAUUUCACAGGAGUUGAUGGAAAGUGAAGCUAUAGCUGAGGGUUUAUUAACUAAAGAUACAUCUAUAGAUGACAGUGAUAGUAGUUUUGAAUAUUGGACAUCUGACAUGCAAGUUUAUAGCACUGCUAGUACUACUAGUGAAAGAAUUCAUAGACAUACUGAUUAUGAUAGUGUAUCAGAUAUAGAUGAUAUUACGAUUAGCGCAGAUGAAUGUGAAGACAACUCGGAAAUUAUACCAAGUUCAUGUCUUAGUGAGAAUGUAAAUUCUGAUGGAGGCAGCAAUAAUAUAUUAACUGAUUUAUCACACAGUAUAACUUCCCACAGAAAACAAGAAUUUUGUAGAAAAUGUAUUGUAAAAAUCACCAGAAAUAAGGUUUUAGAUGUAGAAAGAUAUGAUGCCAAAUAUAAGAUGUUUUCCUGAUAGAAUUUGAUGGAAAAACAAUUUUAGUAACAAAUAUGUUUUGUAUAAAUCUUAUGAAAUGAUGAUGAUUAAUGUCGUUUUUUAAUUGGUACCUUUUGAAGUCAAAUUCAUUAUUGGGCAAUGAUGACUUGAAAUAAUUUCUGUACACAAAUUACUUGUAGACCGGAGGCUUAGCGCAGGG
Molecule: messenger RNA, 2272 nt
Organism: Patella vulgata (common limpet)
Lineage: Eukaryota; Metazoa; Mollusca; Gastropoda; Patellidae
Exons: 12
Coding region: 133-2091 (652 amino acids)
Biological process (GO): regulation of telomere maintenance via telomere lengthening; telomere capping
Cellular component (GO): shelterin complex
Molecular function (GO): telomeric repeat DNA binding
Source: RefSeq, a predicted model, not a curated record